Messenger RNA from Mus pahari (shrew mouse), 2158 nucleotides. RefSeq names its product chromosome 23 C12orf43 homolog (gene C23H12orf43). NCBI's taxonomy places the organism in Eukaryota, Metazoa, Chordata, Mammalia, Rodentia, Muridae. Bases 8 to 775 code for a protein of 255 amino acids. The record is from RefSeq and is a predicted model, not a curated record. The transcript is spliced from 5 exons. Gene Ontology annotation, biological process: Spemann organizer formation; negative regulation of Wnt signaling pathway; Wnt signaling pathway.
UCCCAGGAUGGUGGCGCCCAGCGGUGCAAUGAGCGAUUCGGAGAACAGCAGCAGUGGCAGCAGCGAUGCGGAGGAAUUGGCACGGUGUCGCGAGGCGGCGACGCCCGCCUGGGGGCAGGAGCAGCGCCCGGGGGCAGCGGAGAGACCCGAAGCCGCGGACUCCACCGUCAGCAUCUCCAGUGCUCGCCCCUCCCAGAGCACACUGCACAGCACCAGCAGUCACCCCAUAAACCAUAGUCAAAUUACACCUGGGCUUGCCUGCUCCAUUGCCAUCGCAGAAGUAUGGAAGAAGUCGCAAAAGGCACGUGUGCAGCAGGCGGCAAAGGCGCAGCAGGCGGCGAAGGAGGAGGGCGGGUUCCGCCUUUUCUUCACAUCUGUCCCCGGAGAGCAUAAGAAGGAAGCCUCUCCAAGACCCUGCCGGAAGCGCCAGCCCUCCAGCUCCAGUGAGGACAGUGACGAGGAACUUCAGCGGUGCCGGGAGGCAGCUGUGUCGGCUUCAGACAUUCUCCAGGAGUCAGCCAUACACUGCCCUGCCAAGGCCGAGGAGGAGGCCGAGGAGAAGAAGAAGUUGAAAAAGAAAGGCAAGAAGAAGGCGGACAACGCCGGCCUGGCUGCAGCCCCAGGCCUGGGAAAGGUAAAGGAGGCAGGCGGUGUCACUGGGGACCCGGUGUCGCUUGGGACCCAAAAGAAGAAAAAGAAGAAGAAGACCAAGAAAGCCAGAGAGGCUGCCCUGUGCCCACCAGCAGAGUGUGCAGUGGCGAAGCCUGAGAACUGACCCCAGGCUGGAGGUCCGGUGGCCACCAGCCCUGAGGAUCAGGUGCCCGUGGAGUUAGGGCAGAGCCAAGCCUCACUCCCAGUUUUCAGCUUCCCGCACUGACUGCCCAAGGGUGACUUUAGGUGGGUUUGCUAAGAGUCCAAGCAAAAGGAGUGGGUGUAUGGGGAGAGGCCUGCGUAAGGCUGGAACGCAAUUGUGGUCCCAGAACAUUGCCCGGCUUUUAGACUGAAUCUCAGAGCAUCCAUCUCCCCAGCCUGCGCAGCCUCGCAUGACAGUUGUCCUUGAGAAUGAUGGGCAGGGGUCUCCACGCUGCCGAGGCCCCGGAAAACAUUUGUACCUCUCCCCCAGCCCACACAGACUUAGUAACAUUGUCUGGAAAAGAAGGGAAGAUGUCCCCACCUCCUCCUCCUGUCCCCACAUCUGUCUGUAACAUGCUGAUUUGUUAAUGACCCAGGUAAGUCCAUCACUGACAGUCAGGUGCCAGAAGGCCGAGCACCUGCUUAGUGGUAGGCUGCAUGCAGGCUUGGGUGCAUGGCCCCAAGGAAGAGAAAAAGGAAAAUAAAUUCUCACGUGGCCCAAGACCUACGCUAGCCCUGCCCUGGUCGGUGCCGAUCCUUUUUGUCUUAUUGUCUGGAAGAGUCUCCCGGUUUGCCUCCUGUGCGGUUACACCACCGAGCCGUCAGUGCCAGGGAAUCAAACCAGGGGCAUCCCACUUACCACGCAGGCAUCAGGCCACUGAGCUGCCUCCUCUGUGCCGAAUGUUAAGGGGGCAUCGUAUAUAAAAACCACAUGUGGCUCCAUCCACCCACACCCAGAUACCCUCCGUCACCCCAGCUUUGGGACUCCAGGGAAUGGUAGCACACUUGGACUACUGGGCAGGUUUCUUGCAGUAACGAGGACACAGAGAUUCAGGCAGAGUCACCUCAUUUCCAGUUAAACAAAAAGAUGUGCGGUUCUUCAUUCUGCCUUCCCUCCUGGCCACUAAUGGAUAGUCAGGAAGCUUCCACACGCUUUUUUACCGACUUUACUAAAAGUUAAAUAAACAUACAGGCUCGCCCAUGGUCGGCUGUAAGCUGCAGUCCCGGGAUACUGGCUCUUUCCAGGCCGACGGACGGGGGAGCCGGCUGAAUAGGCCCGAGGAGACAAAGUCAAGUGUGAUGUGUUUCCCUGGGCUGCCGGGGACCCAGGAUUCCUCAGAAUGGCUGUCAGCCCCCAGGCCGCUUAGGUGGCUUCUCUCUGCUGGUCUCCAUACUCUCUCCACUAGACACUGCCCAGGCCUUGACUUCUGAGUUCUGCAGGUCUCCUUCCCUCCCUCACACCAGAAAGGAAGUUGUCAGGGCCCUACAGGCAGAGGAGCGGAUUGCCCAGGGUGUGGCCUUGGCA